Cynoglossus semilaevis (tongue sole) is the source of this 2847-nucleotide messenger RNA. RefSeq names its product diencephalon/mesencephalon homeobox 2 (gene dmbx2). Gene Ontology annotation, biological process: regulation of transcription by RNA polymerase II. The record is from RefSeq and is a predicted model, not a curated record. The transcript is spliced from 3 exons. NCBI's taxonomy places the organism in Eukaryota, Metazoa, Chordata, Actinopteri, Pleuronectiformes, Cynoglossidae. The coding region runs from base 1787 to 2608 and encodes 273 amino acids. Gene Ontology annotation, molecular function: RNA polymerase II transcription regulatory region sequence-specific DNA binding; DNA-binding transcription factor activity, RNA polymerase II-specific.
UUGAACUGAACAGAACUCAGAAGAAUGAAUGAACUCCAUGUCAAAUGAUUAGCUCUGCAGUAUAUAAAUGUAUAAAUGUAGGGAUAAAUAUGACCUUGUAAAUAUUGCUGCUUACUGCUGAAUGUUCUCAAAAAAGUAUAAAAUUGAAAGUAAAAUAUAUUUAUAUUUUACUCCUCACCAUCAGAGACAGGUUUAUAAAGAGCUGCCACCCAGACUGUUAAACCGUGAAUGGUGUUAAGAGAACCUCCUCUCAGUGGUGACUGCAGCUCUGCUCUCUUCUACGAAAUAUUUAUAAUUUAGCCGUAAAUUGAGAAAUAGUGUGUCAUCGAGCAGGCUUCAGAUUAACUUCACACGCUGACAGUUCAUGGGUAAAAUAUGGUGCCUGUUAGAAAAACAAACCCUCAGAGAACCCCCCCACCACCACCACCUCUCCCUCUGUCAAAGCAGCGGUCCAGGAGGAAAAGACAGAAAGAGAGGACUGAGGACAGGACAAUCCAUGGCUGUUAUUUUAAUCUGUCCUGCCUGGAAGAUUAGCCCGGCACAUUGUUUUAAUUGUUUUACAGGGAGGGAGUGAAACGCUUGCUUAUAGGGGGAUCCUUGGCAUAAAUCUCUCAAGUUCAAUAGUUUCAAAAACUUGAGCCCAUUGCAGCCCCCCACUCUUCCCUCAUCCCACCUAAUCCCAGCUAAUACCUUCCUUUCUAUUGGCUAAUGGCAGAAGGAGCCUGGCUAAAUGCUUCUUAAAUAGUGGAGGGUGAGAAUGCCUUUCUGGAACGGGAUCUGUGUCACCACAAAGAGAACUUCUACUGCUGCUGCUGCUGCUGCUGCUGCUGCUGCUGCUGCUGCCGUGUGUGGAUUUAAGGCCAGAACCGGGACUAGAGGAAAUACUGGACCAGAACCACAGGCCUGAGCAUUCAGAAAACCAUUCAGGUAACCCAACCGAGGACUGAGGAUCUGCUGAUCAGCUGAUAAUGAUCUGGGUAAUUAACCCAGGGACUUCUCUGAACUCUGAAGAUAAAACGAGUUAAAAUUAAGUUCAAAAAUGCUGCUUCUUAUCAUUUAUAACAGAAGCCAAAUAAUUCACAAAGGUGUAGAUAUAGACCACAAAAGACCGGUUUGGACCGAUCGAAGGAUGGUUCAUGGGAAUUUAUUCUGGAUUAAUUUUGCUGAUGGUGCAGACAAGGAAUUAGGGCCACGUGGAAAAUCUCUUUCAGAUGAAGUUGGAUUUCUGUGAUUUGACCUUUUUGUCAGAAAUCUGUGAUUUUAAAUUCUACAGUCAAAAUUAAGAGGUUGAUUUUAAACUCCUUCACACAUAACGACUGGUGUUUUCUAAGACAGUUCUGAAAUAACUCAGAAAUCUGACUCCAGCCUCUGCUAAGAUUUCUGAAAUUCAUCUUCAAAUUUUGUGGACAAAAAAUUGGAAAAUAUUUUGGUAAUUUCAUCAUUUGAUCAGUGAGAAAAACAACAUGAGUCCCAUUAAAAUACUGAAAAGUAUUCCGUCUUAACUACAAUCACAGAUUGACAGUGAACUGGUUAGAUUCUUGAAUAUAAUCCAAAAUAAUUUAAUCUUACAAUUCUUGAACCCAAAUUAACAAUACAUGCUUAAUUUUUAUUGUAAUCAUAACAUUGUGGGAAACCAAACUCAUUAUUUCAGAAAAAAAAUACAAUUUCCGAGAAAAAAAAUAAUGUUCAGAUUUAGACACGACAUCGUUUUCUAAAUUGUCUUCUAGGUCUCGUUAGACAAAGAGUAAAAUCCUAAUUGUUUCGUCUCAUGUUUUCUUUCUUCAGCAUGAACUCCUUGAAUUUCUGCGGACCAUCUCGAGCUGCAGUUCAUCCUCUUCACGUUGUGAACUCCAUGCUGUUUGACAUUCACCAGCAGGUGGCAGAACAGUACCAGGCGUACUCUGCUGCUGCAGGCCCCACGGUGCACCCACUCACUGUGGCUGAGAGACUGGCAGAGCUGAUUCUGGAGGCUCAUUAUGGAAAUCAGCAGAAGCAGCGUCGCAGCCGCACGGCGUUCUCCGUGUCCCAGUUACAAGCUCUGGAGAAAGCCUUUCAACAGACACAGUACCCAGACGUUGGCAUGAGAGAGAGGCUGGCUGUCUGCAUCAACCUGCCUGAGGCUCGCAUCCAGGUGUGGUUCAAGAACAGAAGAGCAAAGUUUCGUAAAGAUCAGAAGUGCUCCUCACCCUCCAGUCUGGAGGACAUGCCACAUUGCAGUAAGGUGGGACAGGAAGACGCCACGGCUGAGGACAAACAGGACACGACAACAGCAUGCAUUGACAGCAAUAUUUUUCCUCCACUUCCUCCUCGUCCUCCACAUGUCAGGGACGUAUGUCCUCCUCCACUCACGCUCUCAGAUGCUGAUAUCUCACGGUGCACUCUCCGCCUCCACUCCACUCCACUCCUUCCUGUCAUGAGAGGGGAGUGCCACGGCCACGCUCCUCACCAGCCUGUUUUGGGAGUGCUGUCCUCUGACCUCCCCCUCCCCCCACUGUACUGGCCUAUUAUACAGCAGCAGCACAGCUCCACCCUGAGGGCUCCUCCAUCAUCAGGCAGCAAACACUGUAGCCUGUCGCUCCAGACUGCCUUCUCCAGUAAAACUGUGUGAACCCCCCGCUGUCCAUAGCCCCUCCCUGCUGUAACUGAUUUUUACAAUGUGUCACAAAUAGACACAAGUUUUUGUCUCUUUAUUAACAAAGCCUAAAAAAAACAAGUGUAAUACAGUGCAGAAAAGCACAGGAACUGAAGAGAAAAAUAACUUUUAUUUAGCAGAUUACAUAGUAUUCUUUAGUUUCUUCCCAUUAAAAACAACAUUUCUCAUAUGGUCCAGUUUUUUUUUUAACUGAA